AAACACUUCCGGUCUAGCUUCGCACUCCCGUCAAUGACGUCCCCAGACAAGAGGUGCCAGAGACACGAGCGUGUGGUGUAGUGGCGAGAAAAUGGCGCUGUUUUCCGUGAACAGGUACUUGGGUACAGAUGAGUCUGAAGGUACUUGUCAAUCAGAUAGAACCAAUUCUAUUCUACAGAAGCUGAAAGCUGAUGCAGAAAGGAGAAAACGAAAAAAGGAAGUAUUGUCUCCUAACAACAAUGACCAGAGCUUUUCAGAAAACAAUAAUGUUGAAAAAGCAAUUAAAAACCUAAACAAAUCAAAGACACCCAAGAAUUUACAUUGUUUUCCAUUAGAGGAUACCCCAAAGAAGCUAAAAAGAACAAGAACUGAACAUAGUGAAUGUGAUCUUAAUCCAUCCCCAGAAAAGGUUAAGAGAAAGCAUAAAAAUGAUAAAAGGAAAAACAAGAAAUAUGAUACAGAUUGCACUGCUCGAAAGGAUGAAGAUAGUUCAUUGCUGUCUGUAUCUAUGGAGACUGAAGGACAAACAACAGAGUUAUCUGAUGCUGAGGAUAGACUGGAAAGUCAGGACUCUGGCAACGACACUGAAGGCACUGAUUUAAGUGGGGUGGCUCCAGAGGAAAGAGAUUCAUCCAAAACAGGUCCUCACGAAAUUGGAGGGUAUACAGUGUUAGGAGACGUCAAACCAAAACAUGUUGAAAAGGUGAAGCGUGUUUUACCCGAGUGGCUGGCCAAACCUAGCAUGGUGAGCGCUGAUAUAAACAAGGAUCAGACUCCAGUUAGUCAGGUAUCCGGCAUCCACCAGCAUAUUCUAGACAAGUUACAGGAAAAUGGAAUUACUCACUUUUUUCCUGUCCAGGCACAGAUCAUUCCUUUCAUGUUAUCCUGUGUGAGGUCUGGGUAUCACAUAGGCCCCGGGGGAUACCAACCCCCAGACGUCUGCUGCUCAGCACCCACAGGUAGUGGCAAAACACUGGCUUUUGCACUUCCUAUAGUACAGGCUCUGGUGGGACGGACAGUCUGUCAGAUAAGAGCACUCAUUGUCUUACCUGUGCAGGAUUUAGCCAGACAGGUGUUCAGAGUUUUUCACACAUACUGCCAAGGAACAAAUGUGAAGGUUGGGCUAAUAAUUGGUCAGAAAACCUUUCAGAAUGAACAACAAUCUUUGGUGAAAUACAGACACAGUGGCUACCAUAGUCAGGUGGACAUCAUUGUAGCCACCCCAGGGCGACUUGUUGACCACAUCAAUAAAACAGAGGGCUUUGACCUCAGACACCUAAGGUUUCUGGUGAUUGAUGAAGCUGACAGGAUGAUGGCUGAGAUCAAACAGGAAUGGCUGACACAAGUAGAGGAGGCAGUAUACACUACCAGAUAUGGGCAUGGGCUGUACCCAGGGUACAUCAGGCCCCGCCCAGGACAUAUUACUGUGGAGAGUGCUGCUAAAAUACAAAUGCCGCUCCAGAAACUCUUGUUUUCUGCCACAUUAUCUCAGAACCCAGAGAAAUUGCAGCAGUUGAAGUUGUACCAGCCAAGAUUGUUUACAUCUGUAGGGGGAGAGUCUCGAUGCUUGGGCCCAGCUAAAAUAAACACCAAGGCAGACCCAAGAGAUUUGACUCCGGCUAAAGCAAAAAGCAAGACAGAAUCUCGAGGUUUGACUCCAGCUAAAGUAAACUCCAAGGCAGAGUCACAAGAGUUGACUUCAGAAAAAGUAAACACCAAGGAGGUACUGGGUAUGACACCAGCACCCAAAGAAGUCUCUGGAAUGGAAGAUCGAACAAGGGCUGAGUUUGCUGGGAAAUACACCACUCCAAUAGGGCUAAUGGAAUACUUUGUGGAAUCUCCCAUGCAAGAAAAGCCCCUGAUGGUUUUGCACCUAAUUCAUAACCUUGGUUACCGUCAGGUGCUCUGCUUUACCAAUUCCGUGGAGGCAACUCACAGGUUGUACCUUUUGAUGAAGAUGACGGGUGGGAUACAGGUCAAGGAAUUCUCUUCCAAACUUCAUGUCUCCAAACGCAAAAGGAUUCUCGAACAGUUUAAAGCAGGCAAAAUAGACUUACUGAUUUGCUCAGAUGCCAUGGCAAGAGGCAUGGAUGUGGAGAAUGUAAAGUAUGUGAUCUCAUACGACUCUCCUCUCUUCAUCAAGACUUACAUCCACAGAGUUGGCAGGACAGCUAGGGCUGGCAAGCUGGGUACAGCCUUCACCCUGUUACAGAAGAAAGAGGUGUUUCACUUCAAGAAAAUGUUAAGAGAAGCCGGGAAAUCCAGUAUUAAAGAGAUGAAGAUAUCCAAGUCUGAUUUGGAACCACUGGUGCCAGAGUUCAAAGAAGCACUUCAAAAAGUACCAGAAACUUUGAAGUCUGAACGAAGGAGAACAAAGUGAUGUUUCUGUAUCCAAGAUUCAGGAGGUUCCAAGGUUUACCAGUUAUGGCUUAGUAAUGAUAAAGCCAAACUACAAAAUGUCAAAUAUGGAUGUUGUCAGAAGUUGACUGUAU
Messenger RNA from Liolophura sinensis, 2492 nucleotides. Its product is annotated as ATP-dependent RNA helicase DDX51-like. Lineage: Eukaryota; Metazoa; Mollusca; Polyplacophora; Chitonida; Chitonidae. The coding region runs from base 92 to 2380 and encodes 762 amino acids. The transcript is spliced from 16 exons. Gene Ontology annotation, molecular function: ATP binding; nucleic acid binding. The record is from RefSeq and is a predicted model, not a curated record.